Molecule: messenger RNA, 1691 nt
Organism: Poecilia latipinna (sailfin molly)
Lineage: Eukaryota; Metazoa; Chordata; Actinopteri; Cyprinodontiformes; Poeciliidae
Product: histone-lysine N-methyltransferase SETDB1-B-like
Exons: 7
Coding region: 136-1074 (312 amino acids)
Biological process (GO): heterochromatin organization; negative regulation of gene expression
Cellular component (GO): nucleus
Molecular function (GO): histone H3K9 methyltransferase activity
Source: RefSeq, a predicted model, not a curated record
UGGGAACCAGAGAAAGAGACGAGUGAAUCAGACUGUUCACUCUCAGAUUUUAGUGUUGGAUCCAAAAAGAAAAGAAAAAUUAAUAAAAACAGACCAAAACAUACAAAGCUCAAUCCGGCUUCCAAAAGAAGCAGAAUGUCUUCACCAGAGACCAGGAGGGGCAAGAGAUCAACGACUACUGUCAAAAAACCAUCCAAAACAUCGUCAGCAACAACAAAGUCGUCCAAAACAUCGACAAUAACAACACAGCCAUCCAAAACAUCGUCAGCAACAACAAAGUCGUCCAAAACAUCGACAACGGCAACACAGCCGUCCAAAACAAUCAGUGCUAAGGCUGUGGUCAAAACACUCACACCACCUGCAGAGACAAAAAACUCCUCUGCCAGCCAGCAGUCCUCUAAAAAGACCGUUGCUCCUCCAAGCGUGCCCAAAGGAGAAAUCGAAGUGAACAUGAACGUUUUGGCGAGGAAGCAACAUUUGUGCUGGCAACGAGGGAAAGUUGCAGAAAUAAUAACAAAAGAAGGUGGAAAGGUGAAAUACAAGGUCAAUUUUGAGGAGAAGGGUAAAAUCCUUGUGUCCGGUCACCACCUCGCCUUUGACAACAUGCCAAAGUUGGACGAGCUUUCUAUAGGCUGUCGCGUGGUGGUCAAGAUUUCUAACGAGAAAGUGGUGUACAAGCCCGGCAUAAUGGCCGAGCUCCCUAGCCGAAAAAAUCGCAUGAGGUUCCUGGUGUAUAUUGAUGACCACACUCCCAUGUAUGUUGGCCUGCCUUUUCUUCAUCUGGUGUACAGACCAUUGGACAAUCCUUUAGACGACAUUCCUGAUGAAAUUCACAGGAACUUCAUGAAGGAGUAUCUGGAAGACUGGCCGUAUCCACCGCAGACCCAGUACAAAGUUGGACAGGCUAUAAAGGCUGACUAUAAAGGUGUCAUGCAGAAGUGUGAGAUCAUCGCUGUUGACUGCAGCUUGGUUGAGGUCAUUUUUGAGAGUGAUAAACACAAGGAGUGGCUCUACAGAGGCUCGCUACGCCUGGAACAUAUGGUCAUUAUGAGGCACAGCAUGUUCAAGAAGUAGGCUGCGGAAUCGGCGAAGAAACCUCAUUAGUCACUGGAUCAUUAAAAGCAACACAUUAGGUUGUCUGGACAGGUGGACGGCAUACUUCCUGCUGGCGCUCCCGGCUCCUGGUGGAAACGCUGCAGUGGUUUUCCAAAAUUCCUCUGGCAUUAUGCGACUUUAGCUGUUCCACUUGCAGCUUUUCUUGAGUCAUCCGAGAGUUUGGACCAUUGAGGAAGCUAAAUUUACAUUAAGCUAAUACAUUUUUGAGACCACAUUGUCAAAGUGACACAACUGCGUCUGUAGAUUGGAAUAGUAUUAUCGAUUUUCUGAAUGUUCUACCUCGUUAAAAUAGCCGAGGACUCGUAAUUUCUCUAAAAGACAGUUAUUUCUAUUCAAUUGCAAAUCCUUUUUUUUUUUUUGCAUACUUAUGUGGUCUGUGUUGUUAAAUAAAAACCGUCUUGUUUUUUGUGUAGUACAAGGACUUUCUGUAAAAAGUGUUCAACCCCUUGGAUGUUUUAUCUGUUAUUGCUUUAACAAAUCAAUCCAAAUCUGCCAUUUUUCACAAGAAAUUAUUUCUUUAUUGUCAAAGUGAACAUUUCUACGAAAUGAUUAUAAUAAAAAUAUUUUACAUAGAA